CUUUUGCUCUGAGUGAAGAAGACAGAAUGACAAGUACGAGAUCGAUGUCUUCCAACGGCGCCGCCAUUACCAGGAAUGACUCGAGGUCCCCAGUUCAUGCCAGACCAUUUUCUCCGUUCAAUGCCAUCGCAAAUGUGGACGGUCGCUCAUCCUUAGACAGUGAACGCAGUUCCACGUCUUCACCCAUAGUUGGCGUCAAUGGCCAUUCCCGUGUCCCCAUGGACGAGGAGGGCCUGGAACCGAUGGAGAAGCUGAAGAGAGAACUCGAACGCGAGAGAGAGGAGAAAGAAAACCUUGCUGCACAGUACCGCAACCUACUAGCUAAACUCACGACGAUGCGCACAAGCCUAGGCAAUAAACUACAACAGGAUGCUGAAGAACUCGAUAGGAGGGAACAACUCGUCCAGCAUCUUACAGCUCAGAAUGACGAUCUGGUUUCCACAAUUGAGACUUUGAAAGCCGAGCUCAUCGCAUCUCAUGAAGAAGCAGAACGCAAUGCGAAGGAGCUAGAUACAAUUAGAAGCCGGGUCCUGAAUGAGAAUGCGCAGGAAAGCUCUUUACGCGAACGCGAGCUUCGGGAGACUCUGAGUGAGCUUGAGCGGUGUCGCCUUGAGCGCGGCGAAUGGGAGCGCGCCUCAAUGCAGGAGAAGAUGUUGGGAGAUGAAGCAAGAUUGAACCUGGAGAUGCUGAGGCGUGAUCUGGAGACAGAACGCGAAGCUCGAGAUCGAGAGUCAGUCGAAUUGGCUGCGGCACAGGAGACUGCGACUAAUUUGCAGUCAGUGCUAGAGGAUUUCCAAGCAUCCAAGGAACACGAACUUUCACAAGCUGUAAAGGACUACAGAUCUCAACUCGAUGAUGUCACAAUGUCAUUAGCCGAAUUCAAGCGACGGGCUCUGAAUGCGGAGGCCCAGCUCGAUGAGCUGAAAAUUAAUGCCUCGCGGACACAAGAGCUAGAACAAGACGUCAAGGAGAAGAAUUUAUUAAUCGGAAAGCUGCGACAUGAAGCCGUAAUCAUCAACGAGCACCUGAUGGAAGCCCUCCGUAGACUUCGGCGCAACUCUUCCGACACGAACGUAGAUCGGAGACUGGUCAACAAUGUCCUUCUAUCAUUUCUUUCCACUCCGCGUGCCGAUGCGAAACGCUUUGAAAUGCUCACGCUCCUUGCAUCUGUUCUGUCAUGGACGGACGCAGAGCGUGAAAAAGCAGGCCUCCAGCGCUCCUUGAUAACGGCUUCAUCUGCCAAUUCAUUUUGGGGACGUCCGUCAAACGUCGGGUCGCCAAGUCAAAAGCUGGCCGAUUUAGAAAAGACAGACGAGACCGAGUCUUUUUCCCGCCUCUGGGUGGAAUACCUGCUCACAGAAGCAAAUCAGGGCGAAACGCCUGCUAGACCGCCACGCUCGAACGCCUCGGUCCCAAACAGUCCUUUGCAUUCACCAAACACCCUCCUCUCCUCACCAACGGGGCUAAAAGGAACGCGGCGUCUGGUAUCGUUCACGAGCGCCUCAGGCAUGGCAAGCUCGCCAAGCUUGGUACUGCCGCCGUCCCGAAAGGGGAAGGAAAAGGAGGUCGUACCGUGACGUCUGCUGGUCGGACGUGUCGAUGGAUUCGUCGUUAUCUGAUUUUAUUUCAUUUUUGCACGCUCAGACACGUAGUGUAGUUUUUCGUAUUUCAUGUUAUUCAUAAGCACGCGCUGGCGAUUUCUAGGUCUUUGUUGGGAAGCACACUGUGCCUAUCUUGGGAUCUCUAAACGAUGUGAGCACGCGGCUUGCGGAGCCUGGAGGUUUCACAGCUGGGCGCUGAACGUUGAACGUUGAACCACAACCGACAUACAUAGGAGACUUCACAGAUUGAUUUUGCCUCGACAACGAAGCCGGAUAUUGACAUGGUUCGAGGAACGCAAAUGAUUAGAAAAAUCACGCGUAG
This is a messenger RNA of Suillus paluster, 1923 nucleotides long. RefSeq lists its product as uncharacterized. The coding region runs from base 27 to 1577 and encodes 516 amino acids. Gene Ontology annotation, cellular component: Golgi apparatus. Gene Ontology annotation, biological process: endoplasmic reticulum to Golgi vesicle-mediated transport; Golgi organization. The transcript is spliced from 6 exons. The record is from RefSeq and is a predicted model, not a curated record. Gene Ontology annotation, molecular function: small GTPase binding. NCBI's taxonomy places the organism in Eukaryota, Fungi, Basidiomycota, Agaricomycetes, Boletales, Suillaceae.